AUGCGGUCGACUUCUUUUGCCUACCUCAUACUCUUUAGUAGUAUAUACUGGAUGUGCAAUGGUCUAUUUCAAAGCAUUAACGUUCAUCGGAGGGUUGUGUCAAGCUAUUCCCCGACGGGACCCUGGCGAGGAUCGCAGUAUCUCCCUUCUCAUCAGAAUGGGCACGGCGGCGAGCUGGUAAUCAUCUCACCAUCGACGAAAUCAUCUUAUGAUUCGUCUACUGAGCACCGGCCUAACACAGCGUCAAUUCAACCAUGGACAGUAGGCUCGUCAACAACACACGUGUUGCCGUCCUCUACCGUACGGGCAACAUCUCAUCCGGUCCCUAUCAUAUCUUCGACAUUUCACCCUUCAAUUACUUCCGAACCAGAUAAUAUCCCAGAAAUAUUAUCUGGUAUAGUCACCAUUUCUACCAACAACAUCGUAUCGUCUACGGUAAAAACAACAUCUCCUCCUUCGAUUACCUCCGAACCAAAUAAUAUCCCAGAAAUAUUAUCUGAUAUAGUCACUAUUUCUACCAACAACAUCGUAUCGUCUACGGUACAAACAACAUCUCCUCCUUCGAUUACCUCCGCACCAGAUAAUAUCCCAGAAAUAUUGUCUAAUAUAGUCAUUGUUUCUACCAACAACAUCGAAUCGUCUACGGUACAAACAACGUCUCCUCCUUCGAUUACCUCCGCGCCAGAAAAUCUUCCGCAAGUAUUAACAGUUACUCUUCCCAAUUCUGCCGGCAGUAUCGUGCAAACCGAUAAUCCAACAAUUUUUCGCGAGCUUCCUUUCCCAACACCGUUUGACGUGUCAACCUUGUUUGAGAGUACUAGCAACAUCGAUGUUUUCCCGUCAGCUCUUCCAACGCUGCAAAACGCACCGCAGACAUUGAUCAGUUCUACAUUCAAUGGCUACAUGAAAAGUAAUUUUAUCCCAGACUCUUCGACUAAUGUUGGACCAGCGCCCGCUACCGCCUCUGUCUUUAAUAGUAUCGUAACGAAUGACGUUCUAUUCCCGGCACUCGAGGUUGUAUCAGACGGUCUAGCAUCGGUGGUAGAUUCGCACUCCCUACCAAUUAGCGGACACACACAAGGAGCAGAAACGUCGCAGCCCACCCAAUCCGGACCUAGUUUGUCUUAUACAAAUGUCAAUUAUAUGCCUACGUACCAGACCACGACAACUUCGGCUGCGACUAAGGGGGACAGCCCAUUCCAGGCUACCUCUGAUUUCGAUGUUGAUGGGAAGACCGCCAGUCAAUCUUCAACUAUCUCCAAGAUCAUGCCUUUGCCAAUCACCUUGUCAGGAACUCCGCGGAACUCGGGCCUUGAAAGUCAUGCCAGUGUUGUGUCCACUCUCGGCGAUGCCACCACGAGUGUGUCGACUAGCGCCACAAACGUCCCGUCUGGCACAUUACUUCCCCAAACGAGUACCAAUAACGAUGAACACACUUCCGGUACCAAACUUUCUGGACCCACAACUACUGCCAAUUCCGGCAGCGGGCCAUCCAGCGCCGACGAUUCCAGCGGGUCACAUCGCGUGUUGAGUAGUAGCGUGGAAAUAGCCGCCGGAGCCGUAGGGGGAGCCAUAUGCAUUGCAUUAUCUAUUUUCAUUUGGACGAAACGUCUUAACAGGAAGAAGAGAUCUGUCCCUAUCAAAUAUUCUUCCCCGCUGAAGGCCGAAAACAAUAUUGAUAUCUCGCACUUUUCGUUUGAUUCCUAA
Messenger RNA from Talaromyces proteolyticus, 1707 nucleotides. RefSeq lists its product as uncharacterized. Lineage: Eukaryota; Fungi; Ascomycota; Eurotiomycetes; Eurotiales; Trichocomaceae. Bases 1 to 1707 code for a protein of 568 amino acids. The transcript has a single exon. The record is from RefSeq and is a predicted model, not a curated record.